AUGGCAGGCGCGGCCUUGCCAUACAUCGUACAGCGAUAUAUUAUGGCCGGGAAGGCGCAGCGCAGCAUGCGGAAGGAGCAAUACGCGUCCACAGCGAAACCUCAAAAUCCGGAAACAGAUGCUUCAGAGUUUGCCCGUCGACGUCCUCUUCUUCCCCAACUACAACCGCACCCGUACCCACUCCCACAUCACAAACACCAAACAGGCGCACACAACUUGCAUAGCCGCCGGACGAGCAUCACAAGAAGCCCAUCCAGACUGUGCCGCAAGCAGCGGCAGGACUAUCACCGGUACCACCUUGGGGCCAAGAAAAAGAACCAGCGCCGAAGAACCCGAAACCGCAGAACAAGCCAAAAGAGGGCAGAAGAAGCAGACGAUGGCCCCCAAGCCAGGCCGUCUGCGGACAAACAGACGCCCGCUCCAUCUGUAGCAGCGACGCAUGCAGCCCGUUUCCGUAUCACCAGACUCGGACAGUCUCGAAAACGGGCCAACCCCAGGUCCAGUUUAGACGCCCAAGAACGGCCCCCAACAGCCAUUGCAUCGCCGCAACCAUUUUCGUCAAGAGCAGUGCGGCAUACCCAUCCGGCAUUCGGGGCUUGGCAUAUGCGGCCGCAACAAGACAAGCCAGAUUUGGAAGCCACCAAUCAGUCUGAGCCACUGUACAGAAUAUUCGGUGCAACACCAACGGCCAACAGCCACAUCGACAACAACUGUAUUGGCCCGCUUCUAUUCGUGAACCGCUUUGCCUGUUCGUGGACAGAACAUCGUUGCCUUUUGCGUCUCUGCAUCGCUGGUUCUCCUACUUCCACCCCACCGGCAUCGCCUGCGUUUCAUUUCGCCACCAGGCCCCAGAUCCUCGUCUUACCCAGUGCUGCCCGCAACGGCAACAAAGAACGGAAGCCCCAUACAGAUAGGACCUGCCAGUUUCGAACAAGAAUGGCACAUCCUCCAUCCUACGAAGAGGCCGUGACCGGCGGCCAUUGGCUUGACCUUGUUGCGCCGUAUGUCGCUCCCCGAGACUACUCUAGGCUCUGUCAAGUAUCACGCCGCUUCUAUGAUCAGUUUGCUCCUCGAUUGUGGAACGAUCCACUACAAACGGCCAGGCUGCUAGGCCUGCACCCCAACGACGACCUGCAAUGGUUCAUCUUUUUCGCCACACGGCAUGCAAUGACAGUGCGGAAUAGCACCCGCCGUCUUGUCGUGUCACUAGACUUUCGGGACUUUGCUGUUGAUGUGCCGAUGUCCAUUGCCGGCAACAGUGGCCGCAGCUUUUCGGAGACCCUCCGGCUCCUUGGUACAGCGUUCCCGGCUGUGCGUUGUAUCCUGCUCGGUGGCAAUACGGGCUAUGACCCCUCAGAUCUAGGCCAUCUGCUCAAUCCGAAUGAUUAUCCUGAGGAUGGCUCUGUGCCGAUGCCCUUGAUAUUGGACAUUGCCUGUUGCGGCAUGCCUCUGCCAAACACAUUCUUCCACCCGUCUUACUGGAGGCAACUGGUCUACCUGGAUAUGUCCAAUGUACCGGGCUCGCUCAAGGGCAUUAUUAAGACGGGUACCUUCAAUCAGGGUGCCUUGCCGCACCUUCGUAUACUCAAGCUGCGCGGGCGGGUGCUAGAUGACGUGUCGUUGGCCCCGAUUGCCGAGCACGCGACGCAGCGCAUCUGGAGCUUAGACUUGACCAACAACAAGCUCACGGACAGCUCUGUUCAUACUUUCUUCCACCAGUGCUUUGGAACAGACGACCUGACUGCAGAGACGAGUCACUACGAGGUGGAAGGGAAGCUAGCCGUCGUGGGAGAUGUGCCAGGGGAAACAAUCCCAUCAGUAUGGCGAGGAUGGCUCUCUUAUAUCGUUGAAUCAGCUGCCAGUGGGACUUUCUCGCACCCGGACCGGUACCUGGCCGAUGCGCCCAUCUACAAUGCUGACAAUCACGGCCCCCCAAGUAUAGCACGCCUCGCCGGCAAUGAACCACUGAGGAGCGAUCGUGCCAAGGAUGUGAAGCUUGCUCUGGCGGGCGGACCAGGGAAAAUGCCUCUGGACUGGCAUCACGUCCGGGAUAUCGACAUCUGCAAGCUUCCCGCCUCCUUGACGCAUCUUUAUCUGAGCGGAAACCGAGACUUUACCGUAGAAGGCGUCGAGUCAAUCUUUCGCUGCUCUCGAGGCCACAUCCAGCACUUUGACUGCGCAUCGCCUACCAUUCCGACCGGCGGCCUGGUGCCCUUUACACUGACUGGCAUUCUGGGCCGAAGCCACCUCUUCCGCCCUGUGAUGGCUUCCAACUUGCGCAGCUUGCGUAUCCAUCACUCGCUGGUUACGCAAAUCCCGACGCUGAGCGACCCGUCCAGAAGCCCACGGGAGGCUUUGAUGUACGCUGAGACUGUUUUGCGCGAAAGGGCCGAGACCGCGUAUCCACUGAUGAUCGCUGUUCUCGGACCAGAUUGGAAUUCUCGCCUGCAGUCACUCACAUUGGCUGGACUCCCACGGAUCUCCACCGGGCCUCUGAUCGACAAGCUGAUCCGAUUUCUUGUCUCUGCGGCCGAGCAGGAGGCGGCAGUGCGCGCACAGCAGGCGGCCGGUUCGCUGUCGCGCCACGGCCCCGCCGUGCUCAGCGGCCUGAGACACUUGCGGCUUGAAUUUGAGCCUUAUCCACCACAAGACGGAGAUCUCGACGGUGCAUUUGACAGUCUGGACGCCAAAGCGCUGCUCAACGCGAAUAGCAGUGAUGCAUUUAGCUUCUUUCGGGAAACGAGGACCGCUGCGACGACGGCAGCGUGGACAGAGGCAGCGGCAAAGAAGUCCUACCAGCUAAUCAACGUCAGCCUCAGUAAGGACGGCGAGCGGACUGCGGCAGGCGGUGAUGGUGGACGAGGCAUUGGGUACGGAGAUAAGAACAUUGGCGGCACAAACACAAAUGUCCCGAGACACUCCGAUUGUUCUGGCGCUGGCGGGUCAGCUUCCCCGGAUCAUCUGCAUUCCAAAGAAGGAACGGACAAUGUCGCUCAGGCAAGACAGUCGGACCGACUGUUACAUUAUCCUCUGUCUGGCGCACUCGACGCCAGCAGCGAGUAUGUUCGCGAACUGCUCUUUCUGGGAGAUAACAGUCAGACUGCUAUCAACACCACUGCCGACAACAGAACCAAUGCACAACGGACGAUUCAGCUUUCGGUCUGGGUUGGCAGUGGCCAACCGGGAUCCAAUCGAGCCAUCAACAGCUACAUGGCCAACCUCGCGAGACGGUCGCUGCGAGCAAACAUUCGACCAGCCACUCCCGAUCAAGUCGCCGCCGGUGUGCCCGUUGGGGCCUGUGUAUACAAUGCUGCCUGGGAUGCCAUUGCGUGGCUUCCGGCACCGGAUGAAAGCAAACCACAGCUUGCGACGGCUGCAACAAGUGGCGUAGUCAAUGCAGACCGACACCGGCUGGAAUCAGCUGUACGGCCUCGUCGUCAUCCGAAGGAUGGCGUGAUGGUUGAUGUGGUUGAUGCGAUUCGUCAAUUUCGAGCAGAAACGCGGUCUGGCAAACGCAAUCCCGGCGGUUGGGCACUACAAGACCUGCAGCAAGACGGCCGGAAGUACGAGGAGAACCAACAGCCGGUGCCUCGACACUGGGCUGGCAGUCUGGAGAUUCUGCUGGCAUCCUGA
Molecule: messenger RNA, 3633 nt
Organism: Sporothrix schenckii 1099-18
Lineage: Eukaryota; Fungi; Ascomycota; Sordariomycetes; Ophiostomatales; Ophiostomataceae
Product: leucine rich repeat domain containing protein
Exons: 4
Coding region: 1-3633 (1210 amino acids)
Source: RefSeq, a predicted model, not a curated record